AUGGAGGUCUACGUGGAUGACAUGAUCGUCAAAAGCCGAACCGACCAGCGGCUCAUUCCAGACCUGCAGGAAAUCUUGGAUAUCCUGUGGGACACCCGGAUGUGGCUGAACCCGAAAAAAUGCACCUUCGGGGUCAGGUCGAGAAGGUUCCUGGGAUUCUUGGUGUCCCGAGAAGAGAUCCGGGCCAACCCGGAUAAGCUCCAGGCUAUCAUGGGCAUGGCCCCUCCGAGGAACGUAAAGGAGGUCCAGCGGCUCACGGGGAGGAUGACUGCCCUGAGCAGGUUCCUCUCGCAUUCCGCGGUCAGGGGACUGCCUUUCUUUCGAAUCCUGAAAGCCCCCAAAGACUUUCAAUGGACUGAAGAAUAUCAGAAAGCCUUUGUCGACCUGAAAGCAUAUCUGGCCGAGCUGCCUACCUUGACCGCCCCGGAGCAGGGAGAAACCCUGUUCCUAUACUUGUCUGCCUGCAACGAGGCCGUCAACGUGGUUUUGGGGCCGGAAACGCGGUACACGCCGGCGGAGAAACUGGUCCUUGCCUUGGUACACGCUGCUCGUAAGCUCCGACCUUAUUUCCAGGCCCAUAGCAUCAUCGUCAUAACGGAUCAGCCCCUACGGCAGAUACUUACAAAGCCCGAGGUCUCGGGCAGGAAGACCAAGUGGGCCGUCGAGCUGGCCGAGCACGAAAUCGGCUAUCAACCUCGCACCGCUAUCAAGGCUCAGGCCUUGGCAGACUUCCUUGCUGAGGGGGCUAGCUUGACCCUGACCGAGCCAAGCCCUUUGCGCGAGAACAUAUGGCCGGAGGAGCCAUGGGUGCUAUUCGUAGACGGGGCCUCGAGUAAGGAAGGAAGCGGAGCCGGUCUACUGCUCACCUCGCCCACUGGGGAAGAGCUGACUUACGCGCUCAGAUUUGACUUCCCGGCAUCCAACAAUGAUGCCGAGUAUGAGGCCCUACUGACAGGAUUGCGGAUAACCCACCAGAUGAGUAUAACCGCGAUCAAAGUCCGGAGCGAUUCUCAGCUCGUCGUACACCAAGUUCGCGGGGAAUACGAAGCCAAGGAGGAUGUCAUGAAGAAAUACCUGGCCAAGGUACAGGAGGCAAUCACCCUGUUCGACACUUUUGAAAUCGAGCGGGUGCCGAGAUCACAAAAUAAGCUUGCGAACGCCCUGUCGAAACUGGCGUCCUCCUCGUUUGCCCACCUGAACAAGGAAGUCUUGGUAGAAUUGGUCAAACAGAAAAGUAUCAGCCAAGUUCAGGUCUUGGCUAUAGACAGCCCGACCACCUGGAUGACUCCCCUCAUCGACUUCCUCAACUCGGGUGCCCUGCCAGGAAAUAGGACUGAGGCCUGCCGACUUCAGCUCAGAGCCGCUAAGUAUGCCUACGCCGGGGGAAUCCUCUACCGGAGGUUGUAUCUGUCCCCCUGGAUAAAGUGCGUGACUCUAGAGAAGGGCGACUACAUCUUUCAUGAAGUUCACGAGGGCUUAUGUGCGGCCCAUGUGGGAUCCCGAGUACUGGCUAAAAAGUGCCUUCUCCUGAGCUACUAUUGGCCCUCGGUGUUCCAAGAUACCGCGGCCCUGGUUCAGAAAUGCCGAACUUGCCAGGUGCACGCCCCACUGCGUCACCAACCAGCCCGGGAAAUGGUCCCCAUCCAUAGCCCCUGGCCCUUCGCCCAGUGGGGGAUAGACCUCUUGGGGCCUUUCCCUCGAGCCCCGGAGAGAUACGAGCACCUUGUGGUAGUCAUCGACUACUUCACGAAGUAG
Molecule: messenger RNA, 1755 nt
Organism: Coffea arabica (coffee)
Lineage: Eukaryota; Viridiplantae; Streptophyta; Magnoliopsida; Gentianales; Rubiaceae
Source: RefSeq, a predicted model, not a curated record